CCGGCUCCUCCCUCAAGGUCUCCGGGCGGUGUGUUAUCACCGCCAACCAGGCGUGUCCUUAAUUACUGCUGGGCCGACGGAUGGUGAGCAGCUGCUUGAGGUGGGAUGACCUCCGCAAGCUUGGCCCGCUCUUGAGAAAACCAGAGGGGUGCGACCCGAGAAAUCUUCAAAAUGGAUUAAUCUGGUAGUAAUGUUGAAGCUGAAACAAAGCUGCUGUAACCAAACACAGGAUGAGUUGGAUUUCAGGCGAUCAAGAAAACGCCCAAGGCAGCAAUCUGGGUUCUCAUCCUUCUUUAAGGGAUGUUCAUUCCAUCAACCCAACACAGCUAAUGCCAAGAGUUGAGCCCUAUGAAACCCGGGGGGGAAAAGGCAUUUCCGAUGUUCGAAGAACAUUCUGUUUAUUUGUCACAUUUGACUUGUUGUUUAUAACCUUCCUGUGGAUAAUAGAAUUAAACGUAAAUGGUGGCAUUGAAAAAACACUAGAAAAAGAAGUUCUGCAUUAUGACUACCAUUAUUCAUAUUUUGAUAUCUUUCUCCUGGCAGUUUUUCGGUUCAAGAUUUUGAUACUUGCAUAUGCGCUGUGCAGACUACAGCACUGGUGGGCAAUAGCAUUUACAACUGCUGUAACCAGUGGCUUCUUAUUAAUAAAAGUAAUUAUUUCAAAGCUGUUAUCUCAGGGUGCUUUUGGCUAUGUGUUGCCUAUCAUAUCUUUUCUUCUUGCCUGGAUAGAAACAUGGUUCUUGGAUUUCAAAGUUUUACCACAAGAAGCAGAAAAAGAAACCAGACUAUUGCUAGUACAGGAUGCUUCUGAACGAGCUGCCCUUAUUCAACCUGGGCUCCUUUCUGAUGGGCAGUUUUAUUCCCCUCCUGAAUCUGAAGCAG
This is a messenger RNA of Thamnophis sirtalis, 882 nucleotides long. The record is from RefSeq and is a predicted model, not a curated record. Lineage: Eukaryota; Metazoa; Chordata; Lepidosauria; Squamata; Natricidae.